UAGGGAAAAUCUCGUAGAGUUGGCAACACUGCUCUGUACUGUGACGUCACCUAUUUCUUGUCCGGAAGUUUUUCCUGGAUAAAAUGGAUCUUUACGUGCUUAUUGGGAUUGCCGGAAGUCUCCUUGUGAUUUUGUUGACCACAUUGUUCUUCCUGCGCAAGGGACAGACUGAGAAAACUGAGUCCGGGAAUCAAGGUCCUGCACGGCGGGGAGUUCCCGUGAGGGUGCAGGAAGGUGUUCCUCGACGAGCACAACUUGCGAGGAACCAGAGAAAUCGCCUGAGGCAGACCAAUGUGCCAGAACAGGCUGCAGAAGAUGACGUUGAGGAGGAAGCAGCUGGAGAUGAUGAGAGGCCCAUGCCUGAUUUCUCAGGUGAGAAGAUGGGAACAAAGAAACGAGCCAAGCUCGAGGCCAAAGCUGAGAAGAAAGCCCAGAGGGAGGCAGAGCUUCGUUUGAGAGAAGAGAAGAAAAAGAAAGAAGCUGUCCAGGAGGAGGAACGUCGAAAGUUGGAAGAGAAGGAGCGUGAAGAGGAGAAGGCUCGUGAGGAAGCUGAAAAGAAGGCCCAAGAAGAGCGUGAGAGGAAGGAAUAUGAGGAAUAUCUGAAGCUCAAAGCUUCCUUUGAUGUCGAAGAGGAAGGUUUUGAGGAAGGGGACGAAGACCAGGAAAAUCUCCUCAGAGAAUUUGUCCAGUACAUCCAGCAGAAUAAAGUUGUGGUACUUGAGGAUUUGGCUACACAUUUCAAGCUCAAGACGCAAGCUGUCAUCGAUAGGAUCACAGAUCUCAAGAGUUCCGGAAGCCUGACGGGAGUUAUUGAUGAUCGAGGGAAAUUCAUCCACAUCUCAGAUGCUGAACUUCAGGCUGUGGCUAAAUUUAUCAAGCAGAGAGGUCGGGUUUCAAUAGCCGAAUUGGCAGAGUCCAGCAAUACGCUAAUCAAUCUUGUACCUGUUUCCUGAACAUUUUCUUGAAAUAAACAUAACCUCACUUUUUCUUCAA
Messenger RNA from Phlebotomus papatasi, 993 nucleotides. It is a transcript of the gene Ddrgk1, whose product is annotated as DDRGK domain-containing protein 1. NCBI's taxonomy places the organism in Eukaryota, Metazoa, Arthropoda, Insecta, Diptera, Psychodidae. The coding region runs from base 84 to 953 and encodes 289 amino acids. The transcript is spliced from 2 exons. The record is from RefSeq and is a predicted model, not a curated record.